Callithrix jacchus (white-tufted-ear marmoset) is the source of this 3028-nucleotide messenger RNA. It is a transcript of the gene TOP3B, whose product is annotated as DNA topoisomerase III beta. Gene Ontology annotation, molecular function: DNA topoisomerase type I (single strand cut, ATP-independent) activity; DNA binding. Gene Ontology annotation, biological process: DNA topological change; DNA repair; DNA recombination. NCBI's taxonomy places the organism in Eukaryota, Metazoa, Chordata, Mammalia, Primates, Cebidae. Gene Ontology annotation, cellular component: nucleus. The record is from RefSeq and is a predicted model, not a curated record.
GCUUUUAACUGCAUAGGCUCUACUAAGGGUGGUCAAGUAUUCCUCCGCAGCUGGGAAUGCACUGUAUCAGUGAACAUAGGAGGGGCAGAAUUGUCUGGGUAGAUGCAGGUUUCAGAAUGGGGCUGGCUUAGGGCAGCUUGAUUUUCAGCAUCCUGUGCCCAGCGUGACCUCUCAGAGACCUUGGCUUGAUACUGCUUGAUUCCCGACCUCAACACUGAGCUCCUUUUGCAGGCCUCACUCUGCUCAUCUCCUGCUCUACCCAGGAUGCCUCCCGCCUCCAGCCACCUCUGGGAGCCCUGCAGAGAAGCAGGUGGCAGCUCCCUGUGCACACCCCAGGCCCAAUGCUUGCCUUGGCCAUGGUGCCCUCACAGUGGUCGUGACUGCUGAUCUCACUUGGUACCCUUCAGGCUGUUGUUCUCUAUGCGUUGCCCCUGUGCUCCUGCACCCCCAGCUCUCACCCGAGGCUCAAGAGCUGGUUCCAGUGAGAUAGGGAGCUCAGGCACCUGUUGUUACAGUACAGCACCCUCAGCAAAUGCAAUCACACUCUGUCCCUUUUCAGAUACCCUCUCCUCCCCUGCAGGGUGGCUUCUCCCUGGGGGCCUUUGCAUCUAGGAGUGGAGAAUGGGGGCAGCUCACAGGGCUUUCUCCCUUCAGAAAUGAAGCCACUUAUUCCCCGUAAGGAAGCUGCAUGGCCAGGCUCCGGCGGCGACCCUAGUCCCACUGCAUGGCCUUCCUAGUUCUUGAUGCUGUUCUGCCCGUCAUGAACAAGGCUCAUGGCGGCGAGAAGACCGUGUUCCGGGCCAGGUUUAGCUCCAUCACGGACACAGACAUCUGUAAUGCCAUGGCCUGCCUGGGCGAGCCUGACCACAACGAGGCACUCUCAGUGGAUGCUCGCCAGGAGCUGGACCUGCGCAUCGGCUGUGCAUUCACCAGGUUUCAAACUAAAUAUUUCCAGGGGAAAUACGGUGAUUUAGACAGCUCUCUCAUCUCCUUUGGGCCAUGUCAGACUCCAACCCUGGGAUUCUGCGUGGAGAGACAUGAUAAAAUCCAGUCCUUCAAACCAGAGACCUACUGGGUGCUGCAGGCCAAGGUUAACACUGACAAAGACAGAUCUCUCCUUUUGGACUGGGACCGAGUAAGAGUGUUCGACCGGGAGAUCGCACAGAUGUUUUUAAACAUGACAAAGCUGGAGAAGGAAGCCCAGGUGGAGGCCACAAGCAGGAAAGAAAAGGCCAAGCAGAGGCCUCUGGCCCUGAACACUGUGGAGAUGUUGCGUGUAGCCAGCUCUUCUCUGGGCAUGGGACCACAGCACGCCAUGCAGACAGCCGAGCGGCUCUACACACAAGGCUACAUCAGCUACCCACGUACAGAGACCACCCACUACCCUGAGAACUUUGACCUGAAGGGUGCUCUGCGGCAGCAGGCCAACCACCCCUACUGGGCUGACAUGGUAAAGCGGUUGUUAGCAGAAGGUAUCAACCGCCCACGGAAAGGCCACGAUGCCGGCGACCAUCCCCCCAUCACCCCCAUGAGGUCUGCCACAGAAGCUGAAUUAGGGGGUGACGCAUGGCGGCUCUACGAAUACAUCACCAGACAUUUCAUCGCCACAGUCAGCCAUGACUGCAAGUACCUGCAGAGCACCAUCUCCUUCAGGAUUGGGCCAGAGCUCUUCACCUGCUCCGGGAAGACCGUCCUCUCACCAGGCUUCACGGAGAUUAUGCCCUGGCAGAGCGUGCCCCUGGAGGAGAGCCUGCCCACCUGCCAGCGGGGUGACACCUUCACUGUGAGUGAGGUAAAGAUGCUGGAGAAGCAGACGAGCCCACCCGACUACCUGACGGAGGCUGAGCUCAUCACGCUCAUGGAGAAGCACGGCAUCGGCACAGAUGCCAGCAUCCCUGUGCAUAUCAACAACAUCUGCCAGCGCAACUAUGUCACCGUGGAGAGCGGGCGCCGGCUCAAACCCACCAACCUCGGCAUUGUCCUGGUGCACGGCUACUACAAGAUUGAUGCAGAGCUAGUGCUCCCCACCAUCCGAAGUGCAGUGGAGAAGCAGCUGAACCUGAUCGCCCAGGGCAAGGCCGACUACCGCCAGGUCCUGGGCCACACCCUGGACGUGUUCAAGAGGAAGUUCCACUACUUUGUCGACUCCAUUGCAGGCAUGGAUGAGUUAAUGGAGGUGUCUUUCUCACCCCUGGCGGCCACAGGCAAGCCCCUGUCACGCUGCGGGAAGUGCCACCGCUUCAUGAAGUACAUCCAGGCCAAGCCAAGCCGCCUGCACUGCUCCCACUGUGACGAGACUUACACACUCCCCCAAAAUGGCACCAUCAAGCUCUACAAGGAGCUCCGCUGCCCUCUGGACGACUUUGAGCUGGUCCUGUGGUCAUCAGGCUCUCGGGGCAAGAGCUACCCACUGUGCCCCUACUGCUACAACCACCCACCCUUCCGAGACAUGAAGAAAGGCAUGGGCUGCAAUGAAUGUACACACCCCUCCUGCCAGCACUCGCUGAGCAUGCUGGGCAUCGGCCAGUGCGUGGAAUGCGAGAGUGGGGUACUGGUGCUGGACCCCACCUCGGGCCCCAAGUGGAAGGUAGCCUGCAACAAGUGCAACGUGGUGGCGCACUGCUUUGAGAACGCCCACCGUGUGCGGGUGUCCGCCGACACCUGCAGUGUCUGUGAGGCCGCCUUGCUUGACGUGGACUUCAACAAGGCCAAGUCCCCACUCCCGGGUGAUGAGACACAGCACAUGGGCUGCGUCUUCUGUGACCCCGUCUUCCAGGAGCUGGUGGAGCUGAAGCAUGCAGCCUCCUGCCACCCCAUGCACCGCAGUGGACCAGGGAGGAGACAGGGUCGAGGGCGGGGCCGGGCCAGGAGGCCCCCUGGGAAGCCCAACCCCAGGCGGCCCAAGGACAAGAUGUCAGCCCUGGCCGCCUACUUCGUAUGAUGGCCCUGCCCUCCCUCACUCAGGCUGUGGUGCUGUGCAGACACCUCAUCGCACUUCAAACUAUUAAAAUGCAUUUUUGUCUUCUGA